Molecule: messenger RNA, 1592 nt
Organism: Cornus florida
Lineage: Eukaryota; Viridiplantae; Streptophyta; Magnoliopsida; Cornales; Cornaceae
Product: heavy metal-associated isoprenylated plant protein 6-like
Exons: 5
Coding region: 181-1314 (377 amino acids)
Molecular function (GO): metal ion binding
Source: RefSeq, a predicted model, not a curated record
ACAUUUUGACCAGCUUUACCCGCACAUGAUAUAUAGUAUAAUAUUAUAAUAUUCAUAUAGCCCGCAGCUAACCCACUCUAUAUAACACCCAUCCCUGCUGCCGUUCUCUUACUCCAAACCAGUUCCAUUUCAUUCCAACCUAAACCAUACCCAUACUUAAUAAAACUCCAAACAAAGACAAUGGGAGAGAAAGAUGCACCAAAAAGUGAUGGAGAGAAGAAGGCCGACGCCGGCUCCGCCGUCGUCUUGAAGAUUGACAUGCAUUGUGAAGGCUGUGCCAGGAAAAUCAAACGAUCAGUUCGUCAUUUUGAGGGUGUUGAGAGCGUGAAGGCGGACGUUGGGGGCGGCAAACUGACGGUGACGGGGAAGGUGGAUCCGGCCAAACUUAGAGAUAGAGUGGCAGAGAAGACCAAACAGAAGGUGGAAAUCGUCUCUCCUCAGCCCAAAAAGGAUGCCGCCGCCGCUGGUGGCGGUGGAGAUAAGAAGCCCGAAGAGAAAAAAUCUGACGACAAGAAGCCGGCGGGCGAUAAGAAGCCCGAAGAGAAAAAAGCUGACGACAAGAAAGCGGUUUCCGCAAGUACGGUGACUUUGAAGAUUCGGUUGCAUUGUGACGAAUGUACAGAUAAAAUAAAACGAAUCAUAUCGAAAAUUAAAGGUGUAGAGUCGGUGACCGCAGAAAGCAAGAAGGAUUUGGUCAUGGUGAAGGGGUCAAUGGACGUGAAGGAGCUCACUAAAUUGAAAGACAAAUUGAAGAGGAGUGUGGAGGUUGUCCCGGCUAAAAAAGAAAAUGCACCAGCUAAGAAAGCCGAUGGAGGCGGUGAGAAGAAGGCAAAAGAAGGUGGUGGUGACAAAAAAGAAAAUGCACCAGCUAAGAAAGCUGAUGGAGGCGGUGAGAAGAAGGAAAAAGAAGGCGGUGGUGACAAAAAAGAAAAUGCACCAGCUAAGAAAGCCGAUGGAGGCGGUGACAAGAAAGAAGGCGAGGCAAAGGCCGCUGGUGGCGGUGGUGGUGAUGCGACCAAGAAGGAGGAGCCGAAGGUUGAGGUGAACAAAAUGGAGUACCAUGGGUACCACCCUCAGUACUCGUAUUAUAGUGCACCUGCACUUGCAUAUAAUCAUGGUUACAUUAAUGAGGGUUAUGGUGAUCUUGUACCCCAAUUUAAUCAAGGAUAUGCCAAUCAGGGUUACGGCAUGGACUAUCCACCAUCAUACCCGACUCAUGUUGUGAACUAUCCACCAUCAUACCUGCCUCCGUACCCGACUCAUGCCCCUCAAAUGUUCAGUGACGAGAAUCCUAAUGCAUGUUCUGUGAUGUAACUCUAUGCAAGUGGUGAUGAGGAGGUCAAUAUUGUAAAAGACUUUGCUACAUAGGCCGAGGACUUCCUCGAUAUAAAUGGUCCUGCCUGGGACUUCGGAUGAAGUCCGGUUAAAGAACCAUUUUCCACUUGUAAAUCAUAAAGCAUAUAGCGAGGAAGCAAUUAAUUAAGUAUAUGCAAAGUUUGAGUAUAUACAAGAAUAUGUGUAGAUGAGGUCCAUGAGGACAUUUGAUAUAAACAGUUUCAUUUAUUUAUUAGGUAUGGUUAUUAUUUCCUUAA